Messenger RNA from Manduca sexta (tobacco hornworm), 8169 nucleotides. RefSeq names its product anaphase-promoting complex subunit 1-like (gene shtd). Gene Ontology annotation, molecular function: molecular adaptor activity. Lineage: Eukaryota; Metazoa; Arthropoda; Insecta; Lepidoptera; Sphingidae. Gene Ontology annotation, biological process: metaphase/anaphase transition of mitotic cell cycle; protein K11-linked ubiquitination; anaphase-promoting complex-dependent catabolic process. The record is from RefSeq and is a predicted model, not a curated record. Gene Ontology annotation, cellular component: anaphase-promoting complex.
ACAGUUUUAAAUUUCCGCAAGCCGAUGUUUGGUUUGUAAAACAAUAAUAUUAAUUGUUGAAAUAUUUUGUGCUCACCUUGUCGCGAUAAAUACAUAUUGUUUCAAAUCUGGAUGAAGAUACAAUGAUAGCCGCAUCUGAGCCGCUGGAGUUCAUCCCGCACGGCAGGACCGUGCUAGAGAAGCACCCGGGUCAGGUCUACGGCAGAGGUCAUAAUUCUUCAGUGAUGGAGAACUCGUUGCUCUACAAGUUGACCAACUUCGCCAUUAAGGAUGAGAGCCUGCUGGAGGCCAGGGAAGAGGAGGAGGAGUGGUGGUGCAUAAGGGAGGUUUAUUACAGGAGUUUUGAGGAUGUGGAGGACGAAGAACCACAGAACAAAAGCUCUAAAUAUGACUACAAUUCAGAAUCAUUCCGGCCACCAAGCCGUCUCAAGCAUGACUUCAAUAUUUCCAUCAAGUCGGAAUUGUUGUCUAGCAUGAAGAAGCUAGAUGGAGAUGGAAUUAACUCUGCAGGACCAUCCAGAGGAGGUAGCGCUAACAGUUCCAGUAACUUGUCCAAGAAAUUCAAUCUAAAUUCAUCACGGAAGAUAUCAAGGAAUAAACCGUUCAAUCCAAAGACUGAUAGUUCUUAUGAGGAAGAGUUGUAUGUCAAAGGAUGUACUGCUGUAUGGUCGAAAGGUUUACUCUCAACACCAGCUACAAAACUCGCAAACUCUGAACAAAGAGAAACAAUAAGCUGCUACACAUUAGAGAACCCGAUAAAACACGCCACCUUCUGCAAUUUCCAAGUCGACGUCAACAACACUAUGCUCAUUGACGCUUUGAACUCUCAAAUAGGAGAUGUAAAAAAGAAUAUAAAAAUAGAAGAUACUACAGAGCAUAUUCGAACUGAGACAAUGCCUUCGAUAGUACUAGUGGAUAGUAAAUGUAUGAGAGUGUUCGCCAAAGACGGCCAGGAAUAUAUAACCAACAUACCAUUUCAAGUGAAGAAGGUAUGGCCUAUGAAAUAUGGUCUAUUCUUGGAGAAAGAAGCCACUCCAAUACUACAGAAUUCUAUACAUAAUUCGUUUAUGAAAUUGAAUGAAUCUCACAACAGUACUUUUUCGAAGUCCAAAACAAAUCUGUUUAACAUGAGUGCUAAGUUACGGGCCGAGUCUGUGUCGGGUUAUGACCAUGAUAUACCAUUACCGACAUGUUUUAGUCUAACCCAUCCAUUAGACGAAGUCAUUCCGAUAUUAAUAAAAUCGCCAGCACUUGGACUUCAGUAUUAUAAUGAUGGAGAUGUUCAGAUUAUUUAUGUGAAUGCAAAUCCAAGUAUUAUUUUACUGUAUGAUUGGAAACUGGGCACACAUUCCCUGUGGAAGAUACGAAAAGCGACGCGAGAUGAGUGUUUAGCUAUGUGUCCUAAUAUGAACUCGACAACCACAGUUUUCAGCCAAUCAUAUGACUAUAUAGGAAGUCCUAUGCACAGUCAUCGGAACACAACAAAUUGGACUGGCUUAGGAAGUCCUUUUCAGUCUAGGAGAGCUCCUAAUACCCCAACAGCGUCCCGGUCUAGACUGAACAGUCCCAUGGCCAACUUAUUCCACCAGCAAGGGAUGUCUCCGCACGCAUCCAUUGGUCAGGCAUCCUGUACCUCCAUGAUGGCUAACACUCUACCUCAGACGCCGCCAACUCUCCCUCUAUACCCUGAUAUAUGCCUAGAUCAUAUCUGGACAGACACCAUGGUGAUCAAAAGGGAUCCGUUGGACACUCCAAAUGAUACAAAGACAUUCCUCCACACAGACCUGGUUGGUCACGAUUAUCUAUGCUUCAUAGUGAGGGUGGCUGGAGUGAGCAAACUGCAGAUACUGAGGCUUCAGAAAUCUCAUUCUCAAGGGCAUAAUUCUAAGAUCAAUUUGAUAGUUGGUACAGUUUCAACGGUGCUAGCUAAGGAUGCGGUAGUGUUGGAUCAUUUGAAGAUGAUAGCAUUGAUUGAUGAAUCUGGGAAUAUUAUACUCCAGUCUGGGAAUUGUGUAGUUGGGAAGGUGCACGUGUGCGGCGUGCUGGCGCGGCUGCUGUCGCCGGCGCCGUUCCCGCGCCGCAGCAGCGUGCUGCCGGCGCACGACCACGCCGCGCGCGCCGCCCUCGACGACUCCGCGCUGCACCUGCUGUCGCCCGUGCCCAGCCUCGCGCACGACCGCAUGCGACACAAGGACGCCGUGGUUCCGUCAGGUCUGACUGGUCUGUUGGACGCGGCCGGGUCGCGACUCACGCUGCAGUUCGACUCGAACCUCAUGUACCGUAUAUCUCUCCCUGCACUGUCCCGCUCCACGCUGGUGACUCGCUGUCACACUGCCCUCACAGCAAUACUCCCCAAGGACGUCACUAUGCAGGUUAUAAUAAAGUGGUAUGGAGUUCGCAACGCGCCCGGCACGCAGGAUCUCACUCCUGAGCAGGAAUGGUCAAUGUUCACAAAUCUUUUGUUCUCUCUCAUCGGGUACGAUGUGGAGCGCCUGCACAGCACCAACAACGACGACCAAGGUGAAGUGGAAGUGGUCAGCAAGAAGCAACGGACCUCCAGCGACGGAACGUCAGACGACUGGGAAUACCUCCUCAACUCCAAACUGCAUAAGGCGAUCGGCAACUCCCUAGCAAACAUUCUCAACUUGCCUACAGUAAACAUCGAUAACAAACAUCGAUACAUCGAGAAAAAUAUCGAUACUGACAAGCCAGCACAGUUUAACACUAAUGCAUUACUAUUCCCGUACAUAUUACACGUGUUGUUCUCUUUCCAUUUAGUGUACGAAGAGAUUAAAUUGAACACGUUAUUGUUCGAUGAUUUGAAGCCUUUAUCGAUAUUUUUGUAUCAACUAUCGAAAGAUUUGAAGUUGGAAAGCUAUGUGAACCACUACUGGCUGGACUUUCCGACUGAGUUCUGUUUGGAUUACGAUGAUUAUGAGUCUCAGAUGACUGAUGGUGUAUUGGAGAAGUUGUCUGAACCCACGUACUUCAGUAGAGAGCCACCAAAUAUAUUUAGCUACUUAAACUCCAUGCUGAAGGACGUUGACGUUGGAUACUAUCCCUAUUUGACCGAUGUUAAUAAUAUGUCCAAGGAUCUUAUUGAGGUGUUGCCGCUGGUGGGCGUGGGCGCGUGCGCGGGCGUGUGGCGCGUGUGCCGCCGCGCCUGGCAGUGCGCCGCCAGCACGCCGCGCGCGCCGCGCGCCGCGCACGCGCCCGCACACUGCCAGGCCGUGCAGGCGCUCUGCGACAUCGGCAUGACCCCCCGGGACGUGGACAACCUCCCCCCGGCCAUAGGGUUGCUCCUGCUCACGAUAUUCAGCCGCUGCAAGGCCGAGCCGCCCGUGGACUGGCCCGUGGAAGCGUACAACCUGGUGAUGCGCGAAGACCUGGCGCUGCAGGCGGAAAUCGCUGAGAGCAUCAAGUCUACGUCCGAUUACAUGGAGUCUCUAGCCCAGGAGUCGAUGGAGAAAGAAACCCCAUACACGCUUAUAGAGAACCCAAGAGAGGAGGCGUCGCAGAGCAAAGCUGAAGACGACACCAGCACCGGCAUGGAGAUCCUCAACACCAAGCUGCUGCGACUGCUGUACCCCAGGGAUCAUAGAAUGACGGAGGUGAUAAAUCUCCUGCAGUCUUCGAAGCCGGUGGUAAUGAACUUGACGCAGCGGCCGGAGGUGUCAGACCAUGACUUCAUAGAGGAGCAGGAGAAGUACAUGUAUGCCGUGGGAACUAGGACUAUGGCGUUGCCUAUAGCUAGAGGCAUGGUGACGCUGCGCGCGGCGGCGGGCGCGGCGGGCGCGGGCGCGUGUCCGCGGCUGCAGGCGUGGGCGCGCGGCGCGGAGGGGAGCGCGCGGAGUGGGGCAGGCGGCGCGGCGGCGUGGCCGAGCUUCCACAACGGCGCCGCCGCCGGGCUCGCGCUCGUGCCGCCGCACGCCGCCUGGCUGCUCUACAACCGGCCCGCGGGCACAGCGGAGAUGUCGAUCGAGCAUGCCGGCUUCCUCAUGGCGCUCGGCCUCAACGGACAUCUCCGCGACAUGCCCUUCAUGAACAUCUACGAAUACCUGGUCAAGUGCCACGAGAUGAUCAGUGUAGGACUGCUUUUGGGACUUGCAGCUACUUAUAGAGGUACAAUGGACGUGCAAGCGACGAAGAUGAUGAGCAUUCACCUGGAGCCGCUGCUGCCGCCCACCUCCAUCGAGCUGGACAUCCAGCAGAACAUCCUGGUGGCGGCGCUGCUCGGCGUGGGGCUCAUAUACCAGGGCACCGCCAACCUGCACUACGCGCAGGUGUUGCUCAACGAGAUUGGCAAGCCGGCGGGCGUGGAGGCGGAGACGUGGGUGGAGCGCGAGUCGUACGCGCUGGCGGCGGGGCUGGCGCUGGGGGCUGGUGGGCGCGGGCGCGGCCGCGCGCCUGCCGCCGCGCCUGCUGCGGCGCCUGCGCACCUACAUGUGCGGCUCCGGCCUGCCGCCGCGCGCGCGUACGCACACCCGCACCUUACUAUCUCCUUCCUCGUGGACUUCACUCUUACAUUCAUUGACCCGCCCUGGUACCUUCAGGGGAAGGGUUCAGUCUUCCCGUUGUUCCCCGCGUACGAAAAAUCGACCACCAUUGGUUGGAUUCACAUCUCGCACCACCAGCAUCAGCAGUUUUUUAACGCCCACAGCAUCAGGGUCACCACUGCCUACGAGCUGGACUAUGUGCGACCUGACCUGCUGAUGCUGAGGAUUAUCGCUAGAGGUCUAGUGCUAUGGGACAGUAUAGAAGCGAGCGAGGAGUGGAUCGACGACCAAGUGCCAGAGACAAUAAAGCCUUACAUCUUCACCAAGCCCACAGAGGACAACGUCGACUACGAAGCUAUGAACCAGGCGUACUGCAACAUAGUGGCGGGCGCGUGCUUCGCGCUGGGGCUGCGGUUCGCGGGCUCGGGCGACGAGGACGCGCGCGACGCCGUGCUGCAGCGCGCCUGCGCCUUCGCCACGCUCGCCGCGCGCCCGCUCGCCGACCUCGCCGGCCGCUCCACGCUCGAGACCUGUCUCUGCGUGUGCCUGCUCGCCGCCGCCAUGAUCAUGUGCGGGCGCGGCGACGUGUCGGUGCUGCGCGUGUGCCGGCGCGUGCGCGCGCGCCUGGCCGCGCCCGGCGCCGCCGCCGCGCACCCGCACGCACUCACGCACGGGGGACAGAUGGCGGUGGCGAGCGCGAUCGGUCUGCUGUUCCUGGGCGGCGGACGGGCGACGCUGAGCCGCGGGUCGGCGGCGGUGGCGGCGCUGCUGGCCGCCUUCUUCCCCAAGUUCCCCACACACAGCGAGGACAACAGAUAUCACUUACAAGCGUUCCGGCAUCUGUACGUGCUGGCCGUAGAACCCAGGUUAAUACUGCCUCGAGACCUGGACACGGGGAAGCUAUGUUAUGCGCAUAUACAGGUGGUAGACCUGGAAGGCGCGGUGCGGCAGAUGAAGGCGCCCUGCAUCAUCCCGGAGCUGGACUCGCUGCGGGAGGUGAAGAUCAACGACCCGCGCUACUGGCCCAUCACAUUCCAGAGGGAUCGCAAUUGGGAUCAGUUGAAAGUAUUCCUGGAGUACACUUGGUGCAUCGACGUGAAGCAGCGCGCCGGAUGCCUCUCAUACCUCGACGACCCUCAGGGGUUCCUCUCGAUAUUGGCCCAAACACUCACCCUAGACAAAGCAAACACUUGGUCAGUCUCACCGGAGAACAUUGAGCUCUUCACCAACGAUGAUAAAGUUAGAAACUUCGUGCGACACUACUUGGCCAAAGAGAUUGGAACAAACAUUUGUGCCGAUUGUCUGGUGAUUGGGAAGAAAAGGAAGGGUGUUAAAAACGAGCCGGUGAUGCAGAAGCAAUGCCAGUGCAGGAAGUACAGCAAGGAGGAGCAGGAAUACGUGCAGUCGUUGAGCAUGGUGACGUACGAGUGUCUGGUCAAAGAUAUCCUCUGCGCUUUGCCUAUAUGGACCACGUUUUUGAAGAUAAUCAAAACAAUGAAGACGGAUCCGUCCACUUAUCACAUAUGGCAAGUUAAACUACUUCUCUCCCAGAUAGAGAACCACAGUAAACGCGCUCACAGCGAAAUGAAAGUCGACGGACAAGAUCUCAACAACGAGCCGUUAAUAUCGAGCGAGUUCACGCUUGCCAUCAAGCAAAAAGUGUCAAACAUUCUUGACAGUUGGGAGCUGAAACUGACGCCGUACUUACGGAAAUAUUUGGGCUUGCCGAGCAGCAGAAAGUUUGACUCAUGCGAUGACACGUUAAAGAAGAUCUUGACUGCGUUCUUAGUGUUCCACGACUUGCCUAGAGGCGUCCUGAAGGAUGUCAUAGGGGAUGACGUGUCAGGUCUCCUGGGCCUGGACAGCAAUUUGUCGGUGGAGGCUGUGAGCAAGAUAGAGGCGUUGGUGAGAUGAUCGCGGUGUAUGACCCGCGGCUACGUCACGCGGUCGCGGUGCAAGCUCGACUGUGUCCAUGACUGGUGCUAGGGCUAAGUGAACUAAAGUACUCUGUACUAAGUACUCUGUAAAUGCACUGUUAAUUUUAAGAUUUAAAGCUGGGUUGUACAACUUAACUAAAUACAUUUAAAACCAGGUUCUGUCACUUAAGAGUUGACAAAGACAGCACUAUAAUAAGAAUAUAUUUAGCAAUAAUCGUAUUUAGUGAGUCGUGCUAAAAUUUUAUGUAAAAUGAUCCUGUUUAUACAUUUACUUGGUAAUUAUUGGAGUGCUACACAAUAUGAUACGCUGGCAACUUUGUAAAACAACGUGAAACGACGUUGAUGGACGGAUAAUAUAGACGUUAUAAAUAUUAUACUAAUUGUUGUGUAAAUAAAAUUGAAAGAUAUCGCCUGUAAAACAUAAAAACAACUCAGUGAAAAAUAAAUUUAACUGCUCAAACAUUUUACUGUUAUUGUCAGUGACUACAUACUAUGAUUCAGAAUAUAAGUUAAUUAAAUUAUUGUAUUAAUCACAAGUAUAAAGUAAUUCUGUUAUUAAAUCCGAGCUCAGCGUGUAAACUAGAGGUUACCAAACCAUUUUUCAUCAUAGACCCUUAUCAAAAUUUUGCUGGUGCGGGAGGACCCCCUGUUCGUGGACCCUCGCUUACGAAUUGUGUACCCCUAUUUUUUGAUCACACCAACGUAGACCUACGUCGAGUCUCCCGUGGACCCUGGGGGUCUACCUGGACCACUCUGGGAAUCAUUGGUGUAAACCAUUACAUAAUUCUACUGUAAUUCUACUAGUUAAGAUAUCAUAGUGCCUAAGUCUCAAUUCAGUAUCUAUAGAUAGUUACACAUUAUAGUCUGUAAUUUAUUAUUUGCUUUAAAAUGGUAGUUGUUUUGACUUAACUGUCUAACAUUUUAACUUUAUAUUAAAGUUAAGUAUUUAUCUACACUGUCAAUUGAAUUACAAAUUAUAAGAGUUAGUAGAACUUUGCACAUUUCGAACUAUACAAUGUUUUUUUUUAUUUAUCCAAAGUAUAUCAUAUUCGUGUAAUAUUAAACCAUUUAAAACUAUUCGCUUAUCUGUACCCACUGUUUUUAGUAAAUAUAGGACCACACAUGUUGCAGCGAGCAAAAUUAUUGAGAGUAGUAAACUAUUUCUCUGUUUUUUACUUGUGUAGUAAUUGCAGUGAUGUGACUUAUCUAAGAUACAAGUAUUUGAAAUACAGAUACAAGAUACAAAAUACGUAUUUUCAUCUUGUAUCUAAAAUACUUUUUUUAGAAAGGAUUUUGUAUCUUGUAUUUAAAUACUUUUGUUUAGUAUCUUAGUAUUUUAUAAAUACUUUUUCUGAUAAAAUACUUUAGAAAAAGUAGAGAUUAUUUGGUGUCGUUUAUAAAAUAAAUGCGUAGAACUGACCGAGCCGUUCUUGGACACUAUACUUGAGGAAAAAUUAAUAGAUAGCGACUCUUUCUUUCUACAAAUUUCACCGGCUGUUAUGAAUAGUUAUGAUUGAUUUGAAAUCAGUUAUUUUUCGUUUACUUUUGUGAAAUUGGAGAUCGUAAAUAUGGAAACGUAAGCUUUAUUUUAUUCAGCUACUUUAUCUGUUUCUAUACUAUAUACUUCCUUUCGAUCCGAUCCGUUUUUUUGAAGUGGGUACCAAAAGAGCGUAAAGAAUAUGUAAAAGAACUUAUACUGACUGAAACACAAAAAAUAAAUUGAUCUGAAAAAACAA